Messenger RNA from Nezara viridula (southern green stink bug), 1161 nucleotides. NCBI's taxonomy places the organism in Eukaryota, Metazoa, Arthropoda, Insecta, Hemiptera, Pentatomidae. The record is from the annotation of a GenBank genome assembly.
AUGGCUACGCCGUGGGCCGGAGUGAUUUAUAAGGCGGUGGAGGGGAGUGAGGAUGAACAUCAGCAGCAACAGAUCAGCCUAGACAACAAAGCUGCCACCCCGAUGGCGAUGUCCGCCUACCCUCAGUUCGGCUACACUUACCACCCAACUUCCCCAGCGGCCCCCCAGGAAGCGAAGGAAGAGUUUAACAAAAGGUAUGAAAUAACGAGUAAGUCAAGCUACAUCAGAUCUAAUUUUGAGUUCAUCAAAACCAUUGGAGAGGGUUCUUUUGGUCGCGUUUAUUUGGCAAGAUUAGUAAAAGAAGAAAAGUAUUAUGCAAUAAAAACAUUUGAUAAGUCUAUUCUUAUAAAGAAGGCUCUGACGAAACAAAUUCUUCAAGAGAAAAGAAUUCUCCAAGCCUUAAAUUAUCCGGGCUGUAUCUACUUGGAAAUGACCUUUCAGGAUAACGCUCACAUAUACCUGGGUCUCCCGUUCAUAUCUGGCGGAGAGUUGUACAAUUAUUUACUAAAAAUGGGAAAAUUCGAAGAAUCUGCAUCGCAAUUUUAUGGUGCUCAAGUUCUACUUGCUAUAGAAUACCUCCAUUACUGUGACGUCAUUUACAGGGAUCUCAAGCCAGAGAAUAUACUUAUUGACGUAUAUGGUUAUUUGAAGUUGACUGAUUUUGGCCUGAGCAAAGUAGUGACGCAAAGAACGUACAGUCUCUGUGGUACACCUGACUAUUUCGCGCCGGAAGUCCUUAUGCAUAGAGGUUAUGGAAAAUCGGUGGACUAUUGGUCAUACGGAGUUUUUUUGUUUGAAAUUACUUCCGGCAAACCACCUUUUGUUGCCCCAACGAUGAUGAAGACCUACGAAAACAUCUUGACUGUCGCAUAUUCCAUGCCGAAAUAUUUUUCUAGAAAUUUGGCUCAUCUGAUUUACAAUUUACUGCAGAUUGAUAUCUCGAGGAGAUUUGGCAGCAUGAAGAAUGCAAUCGAGGAUAUAAAGAGUCAUGCGUGGUUCUCUAAGAUUGAAUGGAAUUUAUUAUUUAAUCGCAAAAUUGCUGCGCCAUACAGUCCGAAUGUCAGGAAACCUGGUGAUACUAGAAACUUUGGUCACUUUAAAGAGAAGAAAUUGAGAUUGCACAAAGCAAAUAUUGAACACGAAGAUUUUAAUGAGUUCUGA